Messenger RNA from Carya illinoinensis, 372 nucleotides. RefSeq lists its product as uncharacterized. The record is from RefSeq and is a predicted model, not a curated record. Bases 1 to 372 code for a protein of 123 amino acids. Lineage: Eukaryota; Viridiplantae; Streptophyta; Magnoliopsida; Fagales; Juglandaceae. The transcript has a single exon.
AUGGUGGAGAAAAUACGAGCAGUUGCAUACCAUUUGGAGUUGCUAAUUGAGUUCCAUGAAAUCCAUAAUGUAUUCCACGUCUCCUCGUUGAAGAAGAGUUUUGGGAAUCAAACACUAGCAGUGGUAGACCCCAAUAGCAUUCCUUUGCAAUUUAGGCUGACCUAUGAAGAGAAGCCACUACAAAUCAUUGACUGGAAGGAAGAAGAGUUACAGAACUGCAGGAUUCCAUUGGUCAAAGUACUUUGGCAAAAUCAUAAUGUUCAAGAAGCGACUAGGAAGAAAGAAGUUGAUAUGCAAGCCAAGAAUCCCAGUUGUUUGGAACCUAAUCUAGUCUUAUUUUGUUUUGGUCUAGGCUCAGCCAAUGUUUUGUGA